GUAAUUUGGUUUAAAUCUGUAUUUGUAUGACUUUAUGACGUAUUAGCUCACGUCAUAUUAACGCGUACGUGUUGGCUCCUAUACAGAUCACAAAUUUUAUUUCAAUAUUUCUAGGGUAUCUAUAAUUAGCUUGGUUAGGCACGUAGGGUACCUCAAGCUGUUUCAUCAGACGCAUUAUGGAAGGACAGCAGUAGAGUUGUGAUGUAUAAUAAGCUACUGACAAAUGUACAUUUACUAUUCUACGCCGCCGCCGUUGUACGGAUUUCUACUGCAAGCACAGUUUUAACUGGUAAUGCGACAUCUACUUUCCAAGCCACGAUUACAGAAUGUCUAAACGUUCGUGGUCAAGUGAUCACGAAUCGGAAGUUCGAGCUGCAGUGUUGCCAGUUGUUUUCAAAUCGUUACAAGUUAUACUGGUUCAGAGAGGGAAACUAUUUAACAGAAGCUCUGGAAACACUGAAAACUUGGAGGUGUCCAGAAUUUGAAGAAGACUGCACGCAAAGAAUAUAUGGGUUUACUGAAUUUACACAGAGAGUAUACGACAGGGCAUGUAACCGGACUUUAUUCGAGUCCGCGUGCUUACCAACAGUUUUUAGAGUUUUGUCGGAUGCUGGUGUAAAUGUAACUGAUCAAAACUGGAGACAUGCACUACGUAAUGUACAACUGGAAAUGCACGCGUUACAAUACCCGUGUAUACAAGUCGCACUGUACGAUGCUGUGUCUGCAGCGCGACAAAGCAGUUACGGAUUCUACCACGAAACGGUCCAUCUUCAUACACCGUUUUGCCAUUUCGUGUGGGUUGGUUUCGAUGCGGAGACAACUGUACAACACAGUAUUUUUCCGUGGCUGUUUCUUCGAACAGAAUGUAAAACAAUCGUAUCCAUAUCUAUGGUUAUUCUCCUAAUUCUUUCCCUCCUUGUCAUAAUUGGAAACAUCAGCGUUAUGCUCGUUAUUUAUCAUAGCAAAUCACGCACAAGUCAAGACGUGUAUAAAGCGUCGAUAGCAAUGGCUGAUCUAAUCGUCGGGGUUUUUGUGAUACCAUCUUUCGCGUACAGUGUGAUGAUAAUUCAACUGCUACAUCAAGAAAAUCUCGGUCCCGCUCACCCUGGACUUACAAAUUUCACGGUACCAGAUGUUGAGAAGGGGCGUUACGACUCAGUGCCGCAUUUACCCUACACACGUCCGACUGAUAACAACUACGUAAUCAUAAUUGGUUUCUUCACAAUCCUCGCUUUUCUUUCUUCCAUUUACAGCUUAAUGCUCGCGAGCUUUGAUCGGUUGUCUGUUGUACGAAGACCACUACGUUACGUUCCAGAUGCUGCUAAGUCUUUUGCGAACAAAGCAGUAGCGAUUGAAUGGUUCAUUGCUGUGGUUUUUUCACUCAUUCCCUUCAUGACAACCAGCAUCACAUACGGAAUCAUUGCUUUUGUUUUAGUUGGUUUUUCCGGCGGCACAGAAACUCUCCUUCUUUAUGCGGUGGCUUUGCUUACGCCGUUGUUGUUGAUUUGGGCGUCCUCCAUCGCCACCUGCUGUUACACGUUUAGUCACGCGAGGCAGCGCGGAGCAAAAAACUUUCAAAUGGAGUUAAACCUGACGCGCACGAUAGGUAUAUUGGUUGUCGUAUUCACACUGAGUGUCGUGCCUGCCGUUGUCUCGACACUUUGUUCUUUACUACUGCCUGGAAUUUUGAGGACGCGUCCGGCAACUUUGGACCAAGAAUUAUCCAUCAGUUUAAUAACUUUUGAAUUCCUUAGUGUUGUGGUUCUUACUUGCAACAGUAUGUGGAAUGUGUUUAUCUACAGCGCAAGAAACACGAGCUUUAAAACCGGCCUGGAAUCGCUGUACAGAUCCGCCUUUUCCAAAGUUGGAAUACCGUUUAAAACAAACUCAAUCGAUAGUACAAGCCUUCCGACGUAAAACAUUCAAAAUUCAAAUUACCGUAUACCCUCACUACUACAACAUAGCUUUGUUAUAACUGUUAACUUCCACUUGACUUAUAAUUUAGUGUUGAAAAACAAUGUGUUAUUGAACUUUUUGCACAAUUUUGUUUACGAGAAAACUGCCGCGUCAUUGUUGAUUUAUAUAAAGCGUAAUGGGAGAUGAGGUCGUUUAAUGACGCAAGGGAGCAAAUAAACGUCAUCAGCAUUGGCAGUUUUAAUACCAUUUAAUAUUACGGUAUCUCACGUGAAAUUCCCACUCGGACUUAUUGUGUAGAAAUAUCUAUGUUGGUAUCACAUGAGAAUCUAUUCGUAGCACUUGUGUGCAUGCAUUGAACUUCACCACAUUAAAAUCAUCUUCAAA
Ciona intestinalis (vase tunicate) is the source of this 2301-nucleotide messenger RNA. RefSeq lists its product as uncharacterized. The record is from RefSeq and is a predicted model, not a curated record. NCBI's taxonomy places the organism in Eukaryota, Metazoa, Chordata, Ascidiacea, Phlebobranchia, Cionidae. Gene Ontology annotation, molecular function: G protein-coupled receptor activity. Gene Ontology annotation, cellular component: plasma membrane. Gene Ontology annotation, biological process: G protein-coupled receptor signaling pathway.